AUGGCGGCGCCCUUUGACCAGAGGAUAGCUGUGCCUAUCGACGACCCCAAUGCUGAUACGGAAUGGAAUGAAAUCUUAAGAAAACAUAAAAUCAUUCCGGAAAAGGAGCCCGACCCAAACCCUAUGAUCGAGGAAGCAAUCCUGGCAGCUAGACAAAUUGCUCAUGAGAAUCGCCUUGAAGGCAAGGACAUCGACGAGCUAAAGGAACUGGAGGAUGAGGAGGACGAGGCGUUCAUGGAGCACUACUUGCAGAAGCGGAUGCAGGAGCUCAAGGCCCUGUCGCAAAAGGCCGUACACGGCAGCGUCUACCCGAUAUCGAAGCCCGAAUACCAAAGAGAGGUGACCGAUGCAUCCAGCGACAACAAAACGGUCAUGAUCAACCUAGUGUCGUCGCUCGGAGGGAACGUCGAGUCGCGUGUGCUAUCUGAUCUGUGGAGGCAGGCUGCCAAGGAAUACGGAGACAUCAAGUUCUGCGAGAUGCGGGCGGACCAGGCAAUCGAGGGGUAUCCGGACAAGAACUGCCCGACGAUACUAGUCUACCGAAACGGUGACAUAGUAAAACAGAUUGUGACGCUCAUGACAGUCGGCGGACCACGUAUGAGCAUGCUCGAUCUGGACAAAAUACUGGUCGAGGUUGGGGCGGUUCCGGACACAGACAUGCGCGUUCUCCAGAGGCGGCGACGUGCAGAGGACGCGGAGGAGGAAAGGUUAGCUGCCGGCGAGAGAAACAUCAAAAGCUCCAGGCCGACGGUCAACGACGACGAUGAUGAUUGGGACUGA
Messenger RNA from Pyricularia oryzae 70-15, 780 nucleotides. Its product is annotated as phosducin family protein. Gene Ontology annotation, biological process: protein folding. The transcript is spliced from 2 exons. The record is from RefSeq and is a predicted model, not a curated record. Gene Ontology annotation, cellular component: cytoplasm. Bases 1 to 780 code for a protein of 259 amino acids. Lineage: Eukaryota; Fungi; Ascomycota; Sordariomycetes; Magnaporthales; Pyriculariaceae.